UUGAAAAUCUGAAAUUAAUAAAUAAGUCGUUGAUGAUGUGGAGUUUACUAGUCAAAAUAAGAGCUAAUGUUAGAUCUUUUUGGCUCCUGGAAUAUUCAAAAAUAACAAACAUGUAAGUGAAAAAUCAGUUUUUCAACCAGAUCGUAAUUAAAUGGAACUGUGGAGGGGGGAGACAUAAGGUUCUCCUCCUUCGCCAUUGGAGACAUACUUAGUGCAACAGAAAAGAGGUACUCCCUAUGGUUCAAGGAAUGAAUAAUGGGAACAAUAAAUUAUGUCAGGAUCAAGUCCCUGCAGAAUUGACUCGAAAGAGAGAUUUGGAUAGGGACUAUUUGAGACUUACUGUGGGAGAUUUCUUAUCCGAAAUAGAAAAGAGACCCUCGCUCUGGUAUGAGGAGGAAUCAGAGGAAGCAAGCUUUCUAUGGGACGAGGUGUCCAGAGAACUCAGUCGGAAAAGGCAGUUGGAAACCGAAUUUUCGGGUUUUCAACUCAAACUCUUGUGGGUAUCAAUGAGGAAAAAUUUCAAUAAAUUCAAAGCUCACAUAGAGAAGAGCAUCCUUUAUCAAGAUAUGGAUGAUUACCAACAACCGGAAGAUCACUUUCCAUUCGCCCUCGACUUCCUCGAUGACAAAUAUCGACAAUUCAAACAAAAAAUAUUCAAUGGGUUCGAUGAACAUGGUGAACCCAUUUAUAUUGAGAGUGACGGUCUAUCUCAAACGGCUGAUGAGGAUAGUAAUACCGAGUGCAUCGAUUAUUCCAGCUCUACUUUUAUUCCUAGCUAUGCAAAGGUUGGGAAUGUCGUCAUUGACCUCACAAAGUGUACAUUAAAUGACCUCCAUCAGCUCCUUGAAAGAGAAGAUCUCAGUAAAGAUAGAACGGAUUACUCCGAAAUCCUAGAAGCAGUAGAAAAUCUCAUAGAGACGGAAAAUUUUCAAAAUGACAACCUGGGAAAUGACGGCUGCAUAUCAUCAUGUGAAAAUAACAACCCCGAAAUGGUUGAUGUAAACAAUGAAAAUAUGAACUAUGUUGUUAUGGGAGAUGAAAUUGAGGUUGGAAACAUAGUGGAUAUAACGUUUAGUGGAGGACGCCCAGUAGAAAAAGCUUAUGAGGUACAAGGAAUUCCUGAUCCUUUAGAAAUUCCAGUCGAAUUACCAGGUCCUUUAGAAAUUCCUGUCGAAUUACCUGGUCCUUUAGAAAUUCCUGUCGAAUUACCUGGUCCUUUAGAAAUUCCAGUCGAAUUACCAGGUCCUUUAGAAAUUCCUGUCGAAUUACCUGGUCCUUUAGAAAUUCAAGACCCUCCUGCUGAAAAUCAUAUAGAAUAUGUGGAACUACCAGAACUACCAGAACCAGCGAAUGAACUACAGAAACGAGAAAAUAUGUGGCAGAUGGUCUCGACUUCGCUGAAAAGAAAAAGAGCUGAAGAAAAACAUACGCCUAACAAGAAAUAUAAUCCAUCUCCAGCAAUGAAAAAAUGUUUGUUCCCUGAAAUGUUUUGAAACUCACA
Molecule: messenger RNA, 1501 nt
Organism: Harmonia axyridis
Lineage: Eukaryota; Metazoa; Arthropoda; Insecta; Coleoptera; Coccinellidae
Exons: 4
Coding region: 237-1493 (418 amino acids)
Source: RefSeq, a predicted model, not a curated record